GUAAGAAGGCAUUCAUGUUUCGUGUUGGGGAUCUGAGGGAGGGUGUGGUUGUUUACCAUCACUCCGACAGUGACACCACCCACGACCACAUCGUCUUCCGCAUCAGCGACGGCCAUCACAACAUCCGCCACAAGUUCCCCAUCAACAUUCUGCCCAAAGACGACUCCCCGCCCUUUCUCAUCAACAACGUGGCAGUGGAGGUGCAGGAAGGUGGUGCCGUGAGGCUGGAGCAGUUGAUGCUGUUGGCUUCUGACCUGGACUCCAGCGACGACUACAUUCUGUACCAGGUGACCUCCAGCCCUCGGGCGGGGCAGCUGCUUAGGAAGACCUCCACCCAGGAGACAGGAGAUCCAGUGGAGAGUUUCCUGCAGAGAGGUCUGAUCCAGGGUCAGAUCUACUACCAGCACUCAGGAGAGGAACAGUUCGAGGACUCCUUCGACUUCACGCUGUCUGACAGCCACCAGCCGCCCUACCUCUCCCAGACAUAUACGGUGGUGGUCCAUGUUUUCCCGGUGAAGAACCAGCUGCCGGUGGAGGUCUCCGGCAGCAUUCGCUCCCUGACGGUUAGGGAGACGGAGGUGGUUCAUGUCACUCAGGCUCACCUCCACUUCACCGACCGGGAGCAUCCAGACACAGACCUGAGCUACGUCAUCACACAGCCCUGCAUCAACCCGCUGCAUCCUGGGCUGAUGGAUACGGGACGUCUGUUCUACACAGACAUAACCAACAGCAUGAAGAAAGACCACAUGGUGCCGGUGUUAAAGUCCUUCACACAGGCUCCGCCCUCUACUGGACUCUAUGGGUACAGUGGGUGGAGCCCCGAUGUAUACGCGCACUGUCGUCCAACAACAACAUUCCACCCUACUGCCCCUGACCGGCUUUUCUGGUCAACAGCUGCUGCCCCACAUUCUCCUUUAACCCAGUUGUGA
Messenger RNA from Notothenia coriiceps (black rockcod), 929 nucleotides. Its product is annotated as FRAS1-related extracellular matrix protein 1-like. The annotation marks the transcript as partial. Lineage: Eukaryota; Metazoa; Chordata; Actinopteri; Perciformes; Nototheniidae. The transcript has 5 exons. The record is from RefSeq and is a predicted model, not a curated record. Gene Ontology annotation, biological process: anatomical structure morphogenesis.